Wyeomyia smithii (pitcher-plant mosquito) is the source of this 1403-nucleotide messenger RNA. RefSeq names its product CD63 antigen-like. Bases 517 to 1335 code for a protein of 272 amino acids. The transcript is spliced from 7 exons. The record is from RefSeq and is a predicted model, not a curated record. NCBI's taxonomy places the organism in Eukaryota, Metazoa, Arthropoda, Insecta, Diptera, Culicidae. Gene Ontology annotation, cellular component: membrane.
CCUACGAGUUCAGACGUGAGUUUUUAUUUAAUAGUGAAAAAAUAAAAUCUUCCCUCUUUUGGUGCGAUGGAGUCUUUGGAUCCUGGAGUUUCCCGAGUGGUGGUCGAAAGAGGCUAAUUUUGGCCUCUAUGCGGUUAUGUUCCGGUAUUUUUACUUAGCCACUCAAUUGCAUUCUCGCAGCUUCAUUCUUUCAAUAUAGCUCAUUGUUAUAGAUGAUCAAAAGUCUUAGCAAUUAGAUCAACUAUGGAACUGCAAGAUGAUAUGAGUUCUAUUUUAAAAAGUUAUUCAUUAAAUUUGAACUCAAAUUUUAAAGAAAAUUAUUGCCUUCAACCAUUUGAAUGUAUGCAUGACGACCGAAAGACUUAGCUGAACGCCCUAAAAGUGAUAACAGAUAGAGACUAGAUAUCAUAACCUGCAGUAUGAUUUUUUGUUCGCAAUCAGGCGAUUUGGACAUCGCCAACAUUCACCAGUUAGUGUUCAGAAGUCUCUGAUAACGGAAGUCAAAACGCGGGCAAAAUGAAACACGAGCAUCACACCGGAAGCUGGUCCAUGAAAUGGAUAAAGUUUUUUUUAUUCAUGAUUAAUGUGAUGUUUGUGUUUACUGCAGUACUGGUGAUUUCUACCGGAGUGGCUAUUCAGUCCGUGUAUAGCGAUUUCACAAGCUUUAUCGAUGAGCAAUUUUAUUCACCUACGUUUAUGUUUAUUUCUGUGGGUAUGAUAACGCUGUUGAUUGCUGCAUUCGGAUUUAUCGGAACGAUACGGGAAAGUUCGCUUCUAAUCAAUAUAUAUUGUGGAAUUUUGUCAGUUGUCGUUUUACUCGAAGUGACCGCAACUUUAGUUGGCAUCUAUCAUCGUCAAGAAGUUAGCGGAAUUCUUAUGGAAUCUAUGAGUAGCUGUUUGCAACAUUAUCCAUGGAAUAAUAACAUGCAAGAUUCGGUUGAUUAUAUGCAAAUCCAGUUGAAAUGUUGUGGUGUUAUAAGCUACAAAGAUUGGAGCGAUGUACUCACAGUAGACUUACUGAACGAUGAUUUGAAAUCACAACUCCCUGCUUCUUGUUGCACUGCCUACCUUGGUGGUAAUUGUGUCCCGUUUCAAGCAGGAUGUCAUGCUAAGAUGUAUUCAAUUCUUGAGCAUUGUUCCCGAACGAUUAUUAGUGGAAUUCUGGUAGUGGCUUUUGUUCAGAUAUCCGCAGCGAUGUUCGCUUUUGCCCUUGGGAAGCGGAUACGACAAAUGAAAACUAAAUCUUCCCUAGAUGAGCUGAAACACGCAAACAUGAUCUACACCUUCGACUAUAAACUGCUAAACGAGAGUUCCGUUCAAAUACCGAAGAGUUAGAAACUUUGAGUGAACUUUGCGGCUUUAUUUAUUUAUCGUGUAAUAAACUUAUGGUAAAAUACAUACAA